GCGGCGUCGCUCUGGCGACCAGUCUCUGAUCUCGGAAGUCUGAUCCAAUCAACCGGCGACCGUUGGUAGAUCCUUAUUGCUGAGCGACUUUCGCUGAUUUGUUAACGCAUAAUCUAUAACUAUGAUGACUGUACCACCGGAUACCUAUCAGAUAUCAUUGAACAUCAUAGAGGCGAUCAAACAACAUCCAGUGCUCUAUUGUACCGAGGUGAAGGGUGUGCCAGUGAAGCUGCAUGACUUCAAACAAAAAGUCUGGAAACACAUCUCAGACGAGCUUGGAUUGGAUCCUACUUGGGUUAGACUGAGAUGGAAGAACCUUAGAGAUACUUACUGUCGUAUCUUGAAGUGCAAGAGUAAGACAGAAGAAGGCGUAAGAAGAAAAAAAUGGAUCUUCGAGGAUUCUUUGAGCUUCGUAAAAUAUCCGUGUGAAGUGGACUAUCAGCCACAGUGUGUAGAAUUAACCAAGGAAUACAUACAACAGAUAAAUUCGAGUGAUGUAAGUGCCGAAGGUUUACUGGAGCAAUUAGAAGACCGAAAUAAUGAAGACUAUACCGAAUACCUGGAAGUUCUUGAAGAGACAUCAGCUGACCCAGUUGUAAUGGAAACUGAGACGAUAGAAACGUUGGACAAUAUUAAUGUAGAGAUAGCUGCUCAAGAGGAAGUGGCGAAUGAACAAGAUAUGGAUAUGGACAACUACAUUCAGCGAAUACAGUCAAAGUACCGAAAGAUACGUCCGAAACGAUUGAAGACCGAACAUCCUUCCUCCCUGAAAACAUCUAGCACUAAUAAAAUAAAAAAAUCUUCCUUGAAGAUAAAUAAAAAUAAUGUGAAUGUAAAUAAUAAUACAGUGGCUAAUCCAGUUGCUAAUACAGUGGCUGUUCUUGAGAAAAAUUUACCACCUAGCACAUCAAUUACGCUUGUGAAAGAAUCAAACAGUAUAAAAAACAAUGACACUAACAAACAAGUUCAUUUAGCAUCCGAGAGUAAGAGUAUAGAAUUAUUUUUCGACAGCAUGGCACAGGCAGUGAAAAAACUACCACCUAAAGCGCAAGCAGAUAUUAAGAUGCAUAUCUGCAAACUCGUUACGGAGGCAGAGGUGCAGUAUUCUGGUCUCAAUACAACACAGAGCACGCAACAAUUCAUAGCACCACCCGGCAUGAUACCUAAGCUAAUAUUAAUACCUUGUAAUAUGUUAGAUAAUCAAAAUGGUAAAAAUUGAUCCAUUUAUAUUGUGUAUAUGCUGAAUAAUGUUAUCGGAUUUGCUAUAAAAUUAAUGCAAUUAUAUUUUAUUUUAACAAUUUACAUUUGACAUUUGCUAUGUCCUCGCGUAAUGUUUCUAAUAUAAAAUUAAAAAAAAUAUAUAUAUGUAAA
This is a messenger RNA of Acromyrmex echinatior (Panamanian leafcutter ant), 1371 nucleotides long. RefSeq lists its product as uncharacterized. Gene Ontology annotation, biological process: regulation of transcription by RNA polymerase II. Gene Ontology annotation, molecular function: DNA binding. NCBI's taxonomy places the organism in Eukaryota, Metazoa, Arthropoda, Insecta, Hymenoptera, Formicidae. Gene Ontology annotation, cellular component: nucleus; transcription regulator complex. The record is from RefSeq and is a predicted model, not a curated record.